Messenger RNA from Protobothrops mucrosquamatus (brown spotted pit viper), 1986 nucleotides. RefSeq names its product amphiphysin (gene AMPH). Gene Ontology annotation, biological process: synaptic vesicle endocytosis. The record is from RefSeq and is a predicted model, not a curated record. Gene Ontology annotation, molecular function: phospholipid binding; protein binding. The coding region runs from base 1 to 1986 and encodes 661 amino acids. Gene Ontology annotation, cellular component: cytoplasm; synaptic vesicle; plasma membrane. The transcript is spliced from 21 exons. Lineage: Eukaryota; Metazoa; Chordata; Lepidosauria; Squamata; Viperidae.
AUGGCUGACAUGAAAACGGGCGUCUUUGCGAAAAAUGUCCAAAAGAGACUGAACAGGGCGCAGGAAAAGGUGCUUCAGAAACUAGGCAAAGCUGAUGAAACAAAAGAUGAACAGUUUGAAGAGUAUGUUCAGAACUUCAAACGGCAAGAGACAGAAGGUUCCAGACUUCAAAAAGAGCUUCGAGGAUAUUUAGCUGCAAUUAAAGGCAUGCAAGAUGCUUCCAAAAAGCUUACAGAGUCUCUUCAUGAAGUAUAUGAACCUGAUUGGUAUGGUCGAGAAGAUGUGAAAAUGGUUGGUGAGAAAUGUGAUGUGCUUUGGGAAGAUUUUCACCAAAAGCUGGUAGAUGGGUCACUACUAACUUUGGAUACAUAUUUGGGACAGUUUCCUGAUAUAAAGAUUCGCAUUGCAAAGCGGAGCAGGAAACUAGUGGACUAUGAUAGUGCAAGACAUCAUCUAGAAGCCUUGCAAAGUUCUAAAAGAAAAGAUGAAGGGAGAAUUUCCAAGGCAGAAGAAGAGUUUCAGAAAGCACAGAAGGUAUUUGAAGAUUUUAACACUGAUUUGCAAGAAGAACUACCAUCUUUAUGGUCAAGGCGCGUGGGCUUCUACGUCAACACAUUUAAAAAUAUCUCCAGUCUGGAAGCCAAAUUUCACAAAGAAAUAGCUUUGCUCUGCCACAAACUUUAUGAAGUGAUAACUAAAUUGGGAGAGCAGCAUGCUGACAAGGCCUUCACAAUCCUUGGAGCACCCAGCGAUUCUGGUCCACUCCGCAUUGCAAAAACUCCAUCACCACCUGAAGAGGCUUCCCCACCACUUAGUCCUGAAGCGAAUGCAAAUCAUACAUUGGCAACCCCGAGUUCUCCAGCACCUGCACGCCCUAAAUCUCCUUCACAGCUGAGGAAAGGGCCUCCUGUCCCACCACUGCCUAAACUCACACCAACGGCAGACAUGCAACAAGAAAAUAUUAUCAGUUUAUUUGAUGAUAACUUUGUUCCAGAAAUAAAUGUGACAACUCCUUCACAGAAUGAAACUCCUGAUGCUAAAAAAGAAGAGUCUUUGUUAGAUUUGGACUUUGAUCCUUUCAAACCUGAUAAUGCAUCUACUGUGGUGGCCCAUUCCCCAAUGUCUCAGACGCUACCCUGGGAUCUGUGGACGACCAAUAAUGAGAUGGUGCAGCCGGCAUCAAACAAUGCUUUUAAUGGAUUUGCACAGGACACCUCCCUGUUUUCAAUGCAGCCAACUCAGGAUGUUAUAGAUAGUAUGGCUGAAGCAGAAGCUCUACCUUUGGAAAUUCAGGCAGAGGAAGACAUCAAUAUGGCUGCCUCUGAUACCAAGCCAGAAGGACAGGCUCUGGAGGCUGAUAAGUCCACAGCUGAAACUGUGUUGCAGAUGGACUCAGUAAUUGAAAAUCCUACUGAAACGGAGUGUGUUGAUGCCACUUCUACAAAUGAAGGUAGUGAAGUUGCUGUUAUUGAUGAAAUAGAAGUUACUGAAAGCAGCAUAGAUUACAUUGAAGGAAAAGCAGAAGACAUCCAGGACAAUCUUGGUAACAUCCCUUCAGUAGUUAUAGAGCCUGCAUCAAACAAUGAAGAUGGAGACGAUCAUGAGAUACAAGUUACUCAAUCUAUGGAAGAAGUUGGUAAUCAGAACACUGAAGUACCCACUGUUGAAAUUACAGAUGAUAUAAGUGAGCCAACAAAUAUAAUAGAAGUACAGCCUGUAUCUUCUGAGAAACAGCCUGCAGCAGUAGAUGACAUGCCUCCUGGCUUCCUCUAUAAGGUUGAAGCUUUGCAUGAUUUUGAGGCAGCCAACAGUGAUGAACUUAUGUUGCAACGAGGCGAUAUUGUAUUGGUAAUCCCAUCAGCAGCAGAAGCAGAUCAGGAAGCAGGUUGGUUAACAGGCAUUAAGGAAUGUGAUUGGCUUCAAUACAAAGAUGCAUCCACAUAUAAAGGACUGUUCCCUGAAAACUUCACCUGCAGUUUUGAGUAA